GCGUGCUAUCACGUUUGUGUUUGCUCGAAUGCCUCUGAAUAUUAUUAUUUGAUAGACCCCGCGACGGCUUCGACUUCACCGUUUGUGCACAUAUAUGCAUGUGUAUACAUGCGACGAUAUUCGGUCGGCAGUAAGUGCGGAUUUUGUAAAAUUUGACGAGGCUUGUUUUUUCCCUGAAUCGACGUUUGUUAAUUAAUUAAAACUUGUGUAAGUUGAGAAAUUAAAAUUUAGCAACCGUAUAAAGAUAACAAAGAAAGUCCAAGCAUAAGUUCCGAUAUAAAUCAUUCGUAUACGUUCAAGUAAAAGUUUGUGCAUCCGAAGUUUGUGGUGGACCGAAUAGUGCAUCCACAAUAUCGACCAAUACGUACAACUGUCUGUACUUUGGUGCGUAUAAAGAGACGAUACCUUGCACCAGCGACGUAUCUCUUUCUCUUUCUAUUUCUGCUACUCGCUUUGUUCUACGCGUCGACGUUAAUUGAUUGAUACGUCUACUUUCUGCCGCCUCCAUAUCCCAGCACCUCAAAUGGUAAAUCUCCCGUGAUGACGGCAUGAGGUCUCCGCGCAGCUGGAAGCUCUCCUUCGAAGGGACGUCGGUCGCCCGCGGUUCAAGGUCAUCGGUUUGCUUCAGAGACAGUCGAAGAGAGGCGCUCGAGAGGUCGGCCGAGGCAAGAGGCGCCCGGGGUGCCUAGGUGGCGAUGCGAUGAGCCCGACGACCGGCGGGCAACCCGUCACCCAAGUUGACCCCCGUUUUUCUAGGACGAGGACACCGCCGGGCCCAUGUCAGCUCGGGCCAUGGAACGCGAGCCGCGCAACGGGACCACCGGCAGUACCGAGAGCGAGGCGAACCUUACGAGCAUCUACUUCUUCGUCGGCGAUCGGUGCGAGGUCGCCUCCUUCGAUCCGGACCGAGUCACGCACAAGGAGAUCAAGGAACUCUUUCGAAGCGCGGCAGAGGCUGGACCUCUGGACAUCGUGAAGCUUCGCCAGGGAGAGAAGCUCUUGAACAUUUCGCCCCACCUCCCAUCGAACACGCCGGAGACUCCGUAUUCGCUGCAGGUGGUCGGGGCUCAUCCUGGGAGCACCGGAAUGCUGGACGCCGACUUGCUCCGCGCCCUCGAGCGCCGGGUUUCCGCCCUGGAACGCGAGCUCAGGGAACACCAGGAGAUCGCCGUUUCGGCGCCGCUUCUGCCGCUCAGGGAGCUCAAAAGGCAGGUCGACGCCUUCAGGAAAAAGCUCGAGACUACCGAGCACCUCAGCUGGCUGGGGUUCUAUAAGCAGCUUCCAGAACCAAUUUCGACCGAGGCGUGUCGAAGACUUCAGUACCGGCGGAAAAGCGAUACGGUCAAACGAACAGUCCGUGAAAAAUUCCUCAACAUCUGCGACGUGUCUGUGUCGUCGAGUGUUCGCCAGUGGCUUCGUUCCCCGGCAUUCGACGCGCGGCAGUGGGAAGACGAGGAGCUGCUCCUGAUGCUCCAGGCUAUGUUCGUCGAGCUUGAUCUUCUCCAAAAAUUUUCCAUACCGCUGGCAACGCUUAGGAACUUCCUCUAUGAAGUGUACAAUAACUACAACGAAGUGCCGUUUCACAACUUCAGGCAUUGCUUCUGCGUUGCUCAAAUGAUGUACGCGAUAGCAUGGGCUGCGAAUCUCCCCUCAAAGAUCGGCGACCUCGAGGUUUUCGUCCUGCUGGUGUCCUGCAUUUGCCACGACCUCGACCACCCCGGCUACAACAACAUUUACCAGAUUAAUGCUCGCACGGAGCUGGCGCUCCGGUACAACGACAUAUCUCCUCUUGAAAACCAUCAUUGUUCGGUCGCCUUUCGCGUCCUCGAAUCACCCGAGUGCAACAUUCUCGCUUCCCUCGACACCGCCACGUUCAGAACCGUUCGCGAGGGCAUCAUACGAUGCAUUCUCGCCACGGACAUGGCCAGACACAACGAGAUACUCGGUCAAUUUAGGGAUAUCACGCCGGAGUUCGAUUACACUAAUAAAAUGCACACCAAUCUAUUGACAAUGGUCCUCAUCAAGGUGGCGGACAUCAGCAACGAGGCGAGGCCGAUGGACGUGGCCGAGCCUUGGCUCGACAGGCUCCUCCAGGAGUUCUUCAAGCAGAGCGACGCUGAAAAGCUCGAGGGACUUCCGGUCACACCGUUCAUGGACCGAGACAAGGUGACCAAGCCUUCUUCCCAGUGCAGUUUUAUCGGGCUGGUCCUUCUUCCGCUCUUCGAGGCCUUGGGAGAACUCCUUCCGGAGCUGCAGGAAUUCAUAGUACGCCCGGUACGAGACGCCCUGGAGUACUACCGUCGAUUGAACGAGGCUGCGAAGGACGAGCGAAUGCACCGCAAGAGCAUAGUGGACCUCGGCGAGUCGAAUACGACCUCGUUAUCGACGUACGUUGUCAAGUCCUCGUCGGCGCAGAGCGUACGUUCGAAAAGGUCCGGAUGCACGCUGAGGUCGAGGUCGCGCUCGAUCGAGGACUCUUCUGAGAAUCUGACGAUCGAGGAGGUCGAGACGGGGGAGAGUUCGGAUCCCGAAACGGCGACGGAGGUCGAGGUCAGCGAGAAGACACUCAAGUUCAAAAUAUCGACGGAAGGCAGCACCGCCGGCAGGAAAAGCUACCCGGGCAGCCGGAAGGGCAGCAGGGAUCGGAGCACCCUUGACUACCACCACCACGACCUCGCCAAGGCCAUGAGAGAGCACGACCGUGACCUUGAGAGGUACGAAGUGCAUCGCGGCAGAGGCGACAACCUCAGUAGCGACAUGAGCUCGCCGGUCAGCGCAAGGUCGUUGGACGACUCGAGGAUCGUCGAGGAACUCGAACGCGACGAAACGGAGAUCCAGGAAGGGAGGGGGAAUGGAAAUGAGAACGGAACCGUCCUUCUGGACGUCACCGCGACCCCCGAGAGCUGCUCGUGCAGCGAGGAGCGCGACAAGUCCACCCCGAACAAUCACAAAUCGCUCCUUUCGAGGCUGCGGACGUUCACCGACAGGCUAAGCAUCAGUUUUGACUCGAGGGAAUCGCCGAGCGUCAAGCAGACCGGGAAGAGUGCCGGGAAGGGCUUGAGCAAGAGCAAUUCUGUAACCGGCACCAGUCCGGCGAGAAACAUCGGGGCGUUCUGCAAGCGGUGCAACCUCACCAAGGUCGAUAAGGUCCUCGAGGAGACGAGGGAGCCUCAGGAAACCAAAGAGACGAAGGAGACGCGGAAGGGAUUGGAGGCGAGUGAAGUUGCCGGGGAGGACAAGCGCGCAAUGACCCUGCCGAAGGCCAGGAAGAACCAGGAGGGAAGGAACAAGGGCUGGAAGACGGUCUUCGCAAAGGACAAACGACCCUCGGUUUCACUCGAAGCGAUACCGGCAACAGACGCUGACGUCGCGCUCGCCAAGCAUAAGAGAAACUUCUCGAACCCGGAGGGGAAGUUGGCAACGGUCAAGACGAGCCCCAAAGAGGAAGAGUGGAGUAAGGAGUUCAACACCGAGUUCAAGGGAAUCGACGGAGCUGUGCGGACCAAACCGGAAAUUGUCCUCAACCCGAGCACCAGUACGAACCUCCUUGACAAGGACAUUGGAAAGGUGGAGAUACGGCGGAGCUCCGCGAGCAUGGAGGACAUAACGAAGAUCACGAUGCAGAACGAGUCGAUAUUCCUUGGGUCUCAGAAGAGCAAGGAUGCGGAGGAGCUUCAGCACACCGGAAGCCUCGACUCAAUGCUCCACAAGGAGACGGACAAGGCCUGCAAGAAGACUCUCGCCUUCUCGUCGCCCGGCACUUCGAAGAAGUACAGUGCCGGUAUAUUCUCACGGUUCAAGUCCGGCAUGAGCAUCGACAGUGCCAGGAGCAACAGCGGUCCUCUCAACGACCAGCAGCAACAGCAGCCCCAGCAGCAGCAGCUUCAAGGAGGCUGGAUAUCUUCACUUGCAGCUAGCUUCAGGCCUAAGAGACAGGGUAGUGAGGCGCAAUUCUCACCCCAGCGUUCCCACUAUCCUAAUCACGACGGAUUCAAGUGAUAGACUGGUAUCAAAUAUUGGUAAAGAUAAACGACAAAUUAAAUUAGGUACGUGUGGUUUUAAUGGUGGGCUGUGUGCCCGAUGCCGUGCGUGGAAUACGUAGGUUUAUCGAUUGAUGAUACAUAUUCGUAUUUCGGUGAAAAUGUUUGGUCACCUUUCGAAGGGAAGAUCAACUUGUAUCGGAUCAUUAUCGCUUUAGCGAUGCAAUCGCACGAUUACAGUUCACCGAGGGUUCACGAACAUACAAUCGAGAGUAUACGCAAUGGCCCUCGACAAAUUUAUUGAUCUUAAGUUGAAAUUCAUGGGAAAACCCGAAUCGGUUAGUUUUAUCGAUUAUAUUUUUUCUCUCUCAUUUCGACUCGUGCUGCUAACCACUCUAGACCAUAUUUCAAAGAGGUUUUCAACUUCGUACCAAAGAUAAAGUGUUUAGAUACAAAACUAUCGAUCAGAGCAUUUCUACGGACAAGCAGAGAGGAAAAAUACUCGAAUCGUAAUCGUAGUUGUAUUUGCCGUCUUGAACAUCGCGAGAAGAUUUUAUUCGAGUGACGUAAGGCGAUAAGUUAACAUCAGAAUGGAAAUCCACAAGGAUCGUACGACUGCUCUUUCAUUCAAAUGGUAAAUUUUUUUUAGAUAUUCUUCCUCCGCUCAACGGUUGGACGUCACCUAUACCUACUUCUUCAAUGACUAUUUUCGUAAUACGUGCUCGAGUCUUUUUGCAGUAGAUAACUAACACAAAGUCUAUUUAAGAAUGACAUUAAAUUUUUCCAAAGAUUAAUUUAAUAGCAAUUCACUGAUAAAUAAAAAGACAGUCAUCUUAAAAUGAAACUCUAUUCAGACAAUUUUUGACUGUGAAGAAAAACCGUAGGAGAAACUGAAUCGUAAUUUAAAAAUUAUCAAGGUAUUCUCGAAAUGCUUAUAACGUCGACGUUGACGAAGAUUAAGAAAAAUACGAGGUUUUGAAUAGAAAUAUCAUGGAUACAUCAAAACGAACUUCGUUUCACACGUCACGUGGCGUUAUGUACGGUUCUUUUGCCUUUAACUUGUCCUCGAACUGAGGGAUUACAUGACGGUUAAUGUCUGGAGAGGUAUCUAAAAAAUAAAUGGUUUUAGCUACCGUUCGAAUGAAUGUUCACUGAAUGUAUUACCUACGUUUUGCAAUCACAAAAACAUACAUACAUGUGUAUCAUGCCUAUAAAUGUGGGAGCGUCGGGAAAUCGAUUUUCACACCAAUAUCGAGGUGCCAUGUAUCCCCUGAAACGGAGAGUGCUUACUUCGCUUAAACGAUGAAAGAUCGAGAGCCGCGGAGAGACUUGGUUCGGUUUAUUUUUCGAUUGACGAAGCAUCCCUCGUAAAUUCAGGGGUCGUGUGCCGCUGCCAAAAAUUUUAAUAUUUCAUUACGGGUCGUUGGAUCAAGUUUUCACUUAAAUGAAGUAUAAUUUGCAAAAAACAAAAAUAAAAAUGGUCAACUUCGAUCUCUCGACGCGAAUGAAUAAUUACAUUGAAUACAAAGAUGAUAAAAAAAAAAAUCGGCCGAAUUCGCCUCGUAAUUUGGGUAUUUAUUAAUUGGCAGAAUAUAGUAUAUUAUAUUAUAUUAUACAUAACACAAUAAUACAUAUAGACUAUUUUAUUUAUUGUCCAAAACCUAUAAUGACGAUUAGCCUAAUUAAUAAUAAUAUUGAUAAUAAUAAUAAUAAUCAUCAUUAAUGUUGUUCGUUAAAUAUGUGUAAAGUAUAAUGAUGUUGCAAAUAUGCAAUGUACACAUCGUAUAGGUACCUGUAUAACGUAUAUCUAUAUACAUACUAUCUAUAUAUGUAUAUAUAUGGUGAUUCGGAAAAAUCUUACACUAGAUGAAAAACUUUCCGAAUUCCAUACCUUGAACCUGACCUAUUAUUCGGAUCAGUUGUACGUAUAAAAAAACCCAUGGCGCACAGUCGAGCUAAAUUCUUGGUUGUUCCUCUCAUCAUUCAGCCCUUAAAUAUAAAAUGUACACGAUAGGAGAUUCAUUUCAUAGAAUUGUCAGUAUUUACAAUUUUAUAUUAAACAUACCUCUCAUUGAAGACAAACAUAUUUUUCCUAAUCAAGGAUUAAAUCUCCUACAAAUUACGUUGUGUGAUAGAAAGUUCGUUACCACUAUAAACUCGACAAUAUUAUGAUCCCUGAUAUUCUUUCAUUGAGUCGAUAUUUUUCUUUCAAAUUUCCGACAAAUAUUUUUACACCGAUUUCAUUGAAUUAAUAAUUACUCACUUAUCGUGGAAAAGAAAAGGAUUGCCAAUUGAGAGAGUAUUAAUACUAUAGUCUAUUCGUUGACGAAUUUCACUUUGAGUAAGGAACGACCUCAUAAAUUACAAUUAAUGCAUUCGCGAGCGAGAAGAAUAGAAUUUCACAAUUGGUACGAGAAAGCACAGAUCCUUCGAAUGACGUGUGAAAAUAGUUUCACUCAUAACGCAUAUCAACUGCAUAUUAAUACUGAGUUGUAAAAUGGUACCGUCAAUCCUUGUGACCUGCAGCCACUCGCAGCAAACCUUAUGCAACAAGAUAUAAUCUGUCAUCAUAUUUCUUUUAGAACCGAUAUUAAUUUAUUACAAUUAUACCCGCUCCCAAAUAUAAAAUACAACUAUCGCUGUGCUUUCGUCUCUUGAUGUUUAUAUUUUUAUACUCUAUAUCGAUGUGUCUUUACGCGCGAUCAAAACGCAUGUAUUGUUGAACUCUAGUCUUACGUUAUUUUCACCCAAAUUAUUAUUUAUUUGGGAUAUGGUUCAAUCGUCAUCAUCAUCAUCAUCAUCAUCAUCAUCAUCAUCAUCAUCAUCAUCAUUAUUACAAACAUCACCGUUCAAUAAUUUAUCGUUUUCAUUAUUGUUUUCAUUACUUUCGUUUAUUUUUGUUGCGUUAAUUAUCAAUUUUAUCAAAUAAAUUAAAUCAUCGUAUAUCUAGAAUUAUGUAUUCUAUCUAUAGGUAUAUAACUGUAACUCUACGUAUAGAUUGACAAAUAAAUUAGACAAAUUCUAAUACAUAUAAUAAUAAAAACUCCGUAAUGUAUAUUAGUGAAUUUUUCUAUAAAAUUUCAAUUAUAAAAUUUUCAGUAAUUUCAUAUUGUUUUAUGCGUCACGUGUGCGAAUCGAUCAUAUCAGGCGAGUGAUGUAAAGUUUAGACGGGUGCAGAAUUGAGCACGAACACGCAUGAAACAAGCCGAGAGAAUUCGUGCUCAUGAUCAGUGUAAACCUGUCGGAAUGAAUUCGAAACGUUGCCUUUGCUUGCCACAUGCAUGUUCGUGUUAUAUAUAUAUAUAUAUAUGUGUACACAUAUUGGGCAAAAAAUAUCGAUUAUUUUUUUUUUCACUUUGUACUCCGAAAACUUGGUUGGUAGAGG
This is a messenger RNA of Neodiprion virginianus, 7365 nucleotides long. RefSeq lists its product as uncharacterized. Gene Ontology annotation, biological process: cGMP catabolic process. The record is from RefSeq and is a predicted model, not a curated record. The transcript has 11 exons. NCBI's taxonomy places the organism in Eukaryota, Metazoa, Arthropoda, Insecta, Hymenoptera, Diprionidae. The coding region runs from base 778 to 3999 and encodes 1073 amino acids. Gene Ontology annotation, molecular function: 3',5'-cyclic-GMP phosphodiesterase activity.